ACGCUAGUUCAUUCAAUCGUUCGAUAUUUCCACGAUUAAGCCAACCCAGUGAAAUAGCAAUACAUCUAGCAUUGCGGAUACCAGGGCUUCUGACUGAAGCAACCGCGUGUCUGCCUCGGAGCGAGCGUCAAGCACCUGUAAAGUUGGUAGUACGCUGCCAAACUCCUCCUCGCUGAACUGACGGAGCAGCGUGUAGUGUGGAAGACAAUUGCAUGGACCCGGGAGAAAGUGGUACUCACGUGUAGAGAGCACACGACGAGCAAUGGAAGCGUUAAUACAUCGACACUGGAUAUAUUCAACGAUGCUUACAUCGAGUGUGGAUUUACCAUAGUUUCCAGGUUUUGAAAACGCACUCUUAACUAAUGUUCAAUAUGUUUGAGGAUUUGUACACCAUUGUCCCGUUGUUUAUUCUCGGAAUGACUACAGCUUUCCAAGACACCUACUUCGAUGAAGACCCAAGUGACCCGCUGCCUCGUUUCCUGCCUAACCCCAGUAACUAUACGUAUCGUGUUGGACAAACCGCAGUGUUAAAGUGUGAAGUGGAGAACCUAGGUGAAAAGAAGGUUAGCUGGCGAAGAGCCUCUGAGUCCAGUCCUCUGACGGUGGGAACUCUGACGUUUAUAGAUGAUAACAGAUUUAGUAUACGUCACCCUCAGGGGUCGUCAAAAUGGCAUCUUGUCAUUGACAAGGUUAAUCUGGAAGAUGCGGGUAUAUACGAAUGUCAGGUUCCAUCAAAGGUUCGACAUUUAAGAUCACAUAUCUUACUGAUUGUAAGAGAGCGUCGUACGACAAAAACAGCGUUGGAUAUACAAAUUACAGGUAAACCUUUUGUAGAGAAGGGGGAUACGAUCCUCCUCAUGUGCAAUGCCACAGGCAAAGAUCACCCACCCGACGAUCUGGACUGGUUCAAAAAUGGGAAUAAACUUUUAACCCAAUAUGCAAAUAAGGUGUACAUAAGGAAGUUUGUUUCCUUGACAACCAAGACAAUUGUCAGCAUUCUUGAGAUAAAGGAUGCAACACUGGAGGAUGCUGGGAUGUACGUUUGCCGGACUUCUGAUCUCCAGAUUACAAGUGCGAGAGUCAACGUAUUAAAAACUGAUACUUCAAACUGGAAAAGAGGUACAGCUCCGAAAAAUUCAACAAGUGGAGCAACUAGCUCUAACAACGGGACUUAUUCUUCCCACAACUUUACAUUUGUAAUUCUCAUGAUUGUUUUGACAGUUUUAAAAAUAUGCGUCUGGUGUCCAAGGUGACGACCUCCUUUACGACACUACUCCGUCUUUCCUCACCGUCAUUCUAAACUUUGUGUUUGUGAUAUUUUGAAUGGAUUAAACGGGAUAACUCCGACAAGAAUGUGCCGACAUUUGGGAUUACACCGAAAGAGAGCACGUCGGAGUAAGAGUAUUCAUCGAUAACGGAAACAUUCACCUGGAUAUAUUUUCACAUCAUUGUACCUAGUAUUUAUUCAUCCCCAUCAUCUCUCUAUAUAUAUAUCAGCAUUCGAUACCUCAUUUUCACUCAUUCGUCGUUUAGCGACGUUAGGAACAUUAAUGGGACCAGAAGAACCGUUGUUGUCAGGAUGUACCUUCAGUGUUUGGCUGUAGGGCUUGUUACAUCAUUGAACCAGCAGAUUCUCCUCCAUCAGUGUCGUGGAUAGAACCCUGAUGGAGGGGACAUUGUACUCUUUCACACCAUGAAGUGAUAAAUUUAACCGUCUCAACGUCGACGAAGGACUUAUUCUUGAUACAUCAUCCCUCUCUGGUAGCGAAAACAGGCCGCGAUACAGCAUGUACUGGUGUCGGGAAGUGACACCUCCUCACAUACCCGGGAAGUGAAACCUCGCCCUGAUAACUCUUCUUGUAUGUGGGAAGUGAAACCACGCAGUGAUACAACAUCCUUCCGUACUCGAGAAGUGAGGCCACGCAGUGAUACAACAUCCUUCUGUACACGAGAAGUGAGGCCACGCCGAAAUUCAAUAUACUUCUGUACUGGAAAAGUGAAACCACGCAGUGAUACAACAUCCUUCCCUACUCGAGAAGUGAAACCACGCAGUGAUACAACAUCCUUCUGUACACGAGAAGUGAAAUCAUGCAGUGAUACAACAUCCUUCUGUACACGAGAAGUGAGGCCACGCCGAAAUUCAAUCUACUUCUGUACUGGAAAGGUGAAACCACGCAGUGAUACAACAUCCUUCUCUACUCGAGAAGUGAAAUCAUGCAGUGAUACAACAUCCUUCUGUACACGAGAAGUGAAACCACGCCGCAAUACAACAUCCUUCCAUACUCGAAAAGUGAAACCAUGCAGUGAUACAACAUCCUUCCGUACUCGAGAAGUGAAAUCAUGCAGUGAUACAACAUCCUCUGUACUCGAGAAGUGACGCCAUGCCGUAAUUCAACAUCCUUCUGUACUCGAGAAGUGAAAUCAUGCAGUGAUACAACAUCCUCUGUAUUUGAGAAGUGACGCCAUGCCGUAAUUCAACAUCCUUCUGUACUCGUGAAGUGAAACAACGCAUUGAUACAACAUCCUUCCGUACCCGAGCAGUGACAUCACACCGUGUGACACCUUCCUCACAAAGACCUCCUUCAGUGGACCACACAGUACUACACAACUUGUAUCACUUCCCGUCAUAGACCUCCCCAGAGCUACCACCACACGACCGCUGAACCAGCCAGGGACGUCCACUUAUAGCGUAUCUCAGCGAGUGAGAGCUGUUCUUCCUUGACUCCAAGUGGUGUCAUCUAUCUGCACGAAACAACAAUCAUACCAGUUCGAUUCACCAAUGAAUUCAUUCGAUGAAAAUCAUCUUGUCUCUUGUGUGUCGGAGGAACAGUGACACACAGCCGUGGAAAUACACACAGUGCUGCGGGGAUACACACAGCCGUGGAAAUACACACAGUGCUGCGGGGAUACACACAGCCGUGGAAAUACACACAGUGCUGCGGGGAUACACACAGCCGUGGAAAUACACACAGUGCUGCGGGGAUACACACAGCCGUGGAAAUACACACAGUGCUGCGGGGAUACACACAGCCGUGGAAAUACACACAGUGCUGCGGGGAUACACACAGCCGUGGAAAUACACACAGUGCUGCGGGGAUACACACAGCCGUGGAAAUACACACAGUGCUGCGGGGAUACACACAGUGCUGCGGGGAUACACACAGUGCUGCGGGGAUACACACAGUGCUGCGGGGAUACACACAGCCGUGGAAACACACACAGUGCUGCGGGGAUACACACAAAUGCAUACUCUGUUAACAGAAAUGUAGUGCAUAUACAAUAUGACAGUAAUAUGUACACUGUUACAGUAACACAUACACUAUAUGUUACAGUAACAGAGACACAAUGUAGUACAAACAAUAUGGCAGUAAUAUAUAUUGUUGCAAAAUACAUAAAUUACAUGUUUCAGUAAUACAAACAUAAUUUAGUACAUAUACAUAAUGGCAAAAACAUACACUGUUGCUGUGAAGCAUACACUGCAUGUUACAGUUAUAUUUUUCUAAUUUCUUUAUUAAUUUCUUUUAAUAUUGAACUUACCAAAUUCUGUUAGUAACAGUGCUGCCCUUGUAGAAUGUGGAAGACAAAAGAUUUUUAUAUCAUGCCGCUAAAGUAAUAAAGUAUAAUAUACAACUUUUCCUGUGAAUCCUAUUAAAUUGCCAAAGCAAACGUAUUUUAUGCUAUUUUGAUAGAUAAAUUUGGUAGAUCUGGGGUAACGUUUAUAUUUGGUUAUGCAUGGAUUAUUUAAGACUGCGGGGAUUGUAAUGUUAAGCAACCUAUUAACGAUUGCGGCCAACAAACCUGGAACGAUAGUUUAACACAAAACUCGAAACUAGCAGCGUAUUAUACAUAUACAUCUUUAUUACGAACAGGAACUUAUCUUACUUGAGUUGAAAAUAAUGCGUUUCGAAUGGCACUUUUAAAAUGUCGAUGCAGCAACCACAAUCUAGAACAGGAAAAGGGGAGAAAAACAGGGAUAUAUUUUGAAAACAGUGUCUGUACUUAUUUCGAACGUUAUGGUUAAUUAUGUUAGCUCCGAUUCAUCACAACAAUCCCUGUCCAGAAAGGUUCGCAUCUAUCUUGUCUACUAUAAAAGUUAAUACUAAAUGUUUGUCAGACCCCAUCAUAGUAUAUUUUUUUGCUUUUAAGCUUAGAACAUUUCUAAAUAUUCGGACAUACAUAAACUCCACCUUGGUCAAAUAUAGUCAUAUUGUACAUUUCAUCAAAUAGGAAAUAAACAAACAAACAUGUUACAGUAAUACAAACAUAAUGUAGUACAUAUAUAACAUAGCAGUAACAUACACUGUUGCUAUAAUACAUACACUUUAUGUUACGGUAAAACAAACAUAAUGUAGUACAUACACUGUUGCUAUAAUGCAUCCGCUUUAUGUUACGGUAAUACAAACGUACUGUAGUACAUACACUGUGGCAGUAACAUACACUGUUGCUAUAAUGCAUACACUAUAUGUUACGGUAAUACAAACAUUCUGUAGUACAUACACUGCUCCUAUAAUACUUACACUCUAUGUUACUGAAAUACAAACAUAAUGUAGUACAUACACUGUUGCUAUAAUACUUACGCUCUAUGUUACGGUAAUACAAACAUAAUGUAGUACAUACACUGUUGCUAUAAUACAUAUACUAUGUGUUACGGUAAUACAAACGUACUGUAGUACAUACACUGUGGCAGUAACAUACACUGUUGCUAUAAUGCAUACACUAUAUGUUACGGUAAUACAAACAUAAUGUAGUACAUACACUGUUGCUAUAAUACAUAUACUAUGUGUUACGGUAAUACAAACGUACUGUAGUACAUACACUGUGGCAGUAACAUACACUGUUGCUAUAAUGCAUACACUAUAUGUUACGGUAAUACAAACAUUCUGUAGUACAUACACUGCUCCUAUAAUACUUACACUCUAUGUUACUGAAAUACAAACAUAAUGUAGUACAUACACUGUUGCUAUAAUACUUACGCUCUAUGUUACGGUAAUACAAACAUAAUGUAGUACAUACACUGUUGCUAUAAUACAUAUACUAUGUGUUACGGUAAUACAAACGUACUGUAGUACAUACACUGUGGCAGUAACAUACACUGUUGCUAUAAUGCAUACACUAUAUGUUACGGUAAUACAAACAUUCUGUAGUACUGACACUGUUGCUAUAAUACAUACACUGUUGCUAUGACACAUACACAAUAUGUUACGGUAUUACAAAGAUAAUGUAAUACAUACACUGUUGCUUUAAUGCGUACACUCUAUGAUAUGGUAAUACAAAUAUUCUGUAGUACAUACACUGCUGCUAUAACGCAUACACUGCUGCUAUAAUACAUACACUAAAUAUUACGGUAAUACAAACAUAAUGUGGUACAUACACUGUGGCAGUAACGUACACUGUAGCCAUAAUACAUACACUAUAUGUUACGGUAAUACAAACAUAAUGUAGUACAUACACUGUUGCUAUAAUACAUACACUGUUGCUAUGAUACAUACACUAAAUAUUGCGGUAAUACAAACAUAAUGUAGUACAUACACUGUGGCUAUAAUACGUACACUGUUGCUAUGAUACAUACACUAAAUAUUACGGUAAUACAAACAUUAUGUAGUACAUACACUGUGGCAGUAACAUACACUGUUGCUGUAAUACAUACACUCUGUGUUAAGGUAAAUCAAACAUAAUGUGGUACAGACACUGUGGCAGUAGCAUACACUGUUGCUGUAAUACAUACACUCUAUGUUAAGGUAAAACAAACAUAAUGUAGUACAGACACUGUGGCAGUAGCACACACUGUUACAAUAUAACGUAGACACAAUAGAACGUCUAGGGCUUGUGCCCGCGUGGAACAAUAUCGAUAUGCUUAAAUAAUUUGACACCAAGAGCUCGCUGCAACCUUUCCUUGUCAAACUGGAUGUAUAGCGUGUCUUCUAUAAAUGUUCUUCUAAAAAAUAUUUGGGUUUUGAAAUGUUUAAAUGUUAUUUGCUGCUAUACGGAGACAGACAUGUCAUUCUCCGAUGACGAGAACGAUCAAACGCAGGCUCCAAGUACACACCCAGCUCCAUACAGGGGCUAACACUCUCUUCGUUGAAUAAUGCGCAUAUGUCCGUCAGUAAAUGGUUGUACAAGUGUCGGCCUAGAGAUUUAUUAAACACUUUUGAGUAAAUAUGUAUAUAUUACUGACAGUAUAACGUGCCUUAAACAUUUCCAAAACGCCAAAUCCAUUUCAGUACUGAAACUGCCCCUUCUUGCAGUGUCGUGUUUCAACCACAUGUACUAGUAAUUGAUAUACAUGGCAUUACACUAUGAGGUAUCCAAUAUGAACAGGUGUUCCACCGUAACAACCGUAGCUCAUGACGUCAUCAUUUGAAUCCUAUGUGUCCACUGUACAAACACACUUGUUCGCUGUUGCAUUACAUUCAUUUACACACUAUUCAUAAUGACUUAUUGAUUGAUGAAACAUUUACGGAAAUUGAUUGAAUGAACUGUCUACUUCACGAAUAUGUGCAUUUAAUUCAGGAGAUAACAACGAAUACAAUGUUGCAGGACCGGAAUACCAUGUCUGCAGGAUAGGAAUACAAUGUUUGCAGGAUAGGAAUAAAAUGUGUGCAGGAUAGGAUUUCAAUUAUUGCAGGAUAGGAAUAGAAAUGUUCCAGGAUAGGAAUACCAUGUCUGCAGGAUAGGAAUACAAUGUUUGCAGGAUAGGAAUACAUUGUUUCAGGACAGGGAUACCAUGUUUGCAGGAUAGGAAUACAACGUUGCAGGAUAGGAAUUCAAUGUUUGCAGGAUAGGAAUACAAUGUUGCACGUUAGCAAAAGCAGCAAACCAUUUAAAUCCGGACGAAGGCAUCAAGAUUAUCAUGUACCCGGAUUAACGAAUACUGUGUACGGGGUAAUGCCAUCUUCCAUUCAAACAGACUUUAAGACGUUCCAAACGGUAUGAUCUGGUGUUCCAGAGUCCGGUCUAACGGGGGUUGACUGUAGCUGAGUUCCCUACUUUUCCUAAUAUUCGAUGCGUCACUCAGAUUGCUGUACAUACAACCUGGGACGAUCAACCGUGUUUGUUUUAUAAAUAAACAGUUCA
This is a messenger RNA of Haliotis rufescens (red abalone), 7074 nucleotides long. RefSeq names its product lachesin-like. Gene Ontology annotation, biological process: synapse organization. The transcript is spliced from 9 exons. The record is from RefSeq and is a predicted model, not a curated record. Gene Ontology annotation, cellular component: neuron projection membrane. Lineage: Eukaryota; Metazoa; Mollusca; Gastropoda; Lepetellida; Haliotidae. Bases 363 to 1253 code for a protein of 296 amino acids.